Amphiprion ocellaris (clown anemonefish) is the source of this 2004-nucleotide messenger RNA. It is a transcript of the gene eif4e2, whose product is annotated as eukaryotic translation initiation factor 4E family member 2. The transcript is spliced from 8 exons. Gene Ontology annotation, cellular component: cytoplasm; eukaryotic translation initiation factor 4F complex. Gene Ontology annotation, molecular function: RNA 7-methylguanosine cap binding; translation initiation factor activity. The record is from RefSeq and is a predicted model, not a curated record. Gene Ontology annotation, biological process: translational initiation. NCBI's taxonomy places the organism in Eukaryota, Metazoa, Chordata, Actinopteri, Pomacentridae. The coding region runs from base 137 to 838 and encodes 233 amino acids.
GUAACCUCUGACCUCUCCACGCUCACCUUGGUGGUGCACACAGCAUGCGCGCCCACGUGUGUACUGUGCGCGUCGCCGUUCCUGCGGAAUUCAGGAGGCUGUGGUCGGACUCCGAAAGGCUCCCAGCUAGAAAAUAAUGAACAACAAAUUUGACGCUCUGAAAGAUGACGACAGUGGAGAUCACGACCAGGACCAAGGCUCACCGAAAGACAGUGAGAAGGAAAAAACAGAAGACGAAGACAAAGAACAGAACACUUCCAAGAAAAAAAUGGUGGUUCCAGGGGCAGGAGAGCAUCCUCUUCAAUACAACUAUACCUUUUGGUACUCGAGACGCACCCCGGGGAGACCGGCCAGCACUCAGAGCUAUGAACAGAACAUCAAACAGAUUGGCAGCUUCGCUUCGGUGGAGCAGUUUUGGCGUUUUUAUAGUCACAUGAUCCGGCCUGGUGACCUGACAGGCCACAGUGAUUUCCACCUCUUCAAAGAGGGAAUUAAACCCAUGUGGGAGGAUGAUGCCAAUAAGAUGGGUGGAAAGUGGAUCAUUCGUCUGAGGAAAGGCCUGGCAUCUCGAUGCUGGGAGAACCUGAUCCUGGCCAUGCUGGGUGAACAGUUCAUGGUGGGAGAGGAGAUCUGUGGGGCUGUGGUAUCAGUACGCUUCCAGGAGGACAUAAUCUCCAUCUGGAACAAAACAGCAAGUGACCAGGCGACCACCGCCCGCAUCAGAGACACCCUGCGCAGAGUCCUCAACCUGCCUCCCAACACCAUCAUGGAGUACAAGACACACACAGACAGCAUUAAGUAUAGCCUGGGAAGACUUCCAUGGUCUGGUGAAUGCUAGUGGCGGACGUUAGCCCCUCACACAGAAGAUACUCAGCAAAGAGUGUGUGUAUAUGAGAUGUGUUGAAGGAUGACAGGUCCGUGGAAGGACACCUCUGCGUGGAUUGGCACUGUGUAAUAUGAAGACAGAGCUAAAGUCAGGAACAGAGGCCAGAAGACCAUUCCUUCUUUGUGUCAAAUUGGAAGUGAACAGAAAAGCCUUUCAGCGGAAUACUGAACCAAGCCGAAGAGAGAAAUAUUUUUAAUCAACCAGGGAAGAGCGAAGCCUCCAAUUUUUUUACUUUAGUUUUUUUUUUUUUAUGCAAGUUUUAACAUCUGUUAACUUGCCAUCAGAGGGAGGCUGUUGUGACUGGUGUCUGCUGAUCUGGUCAUUAGCUGUUGACAAAGUGUACUUGACAAAAUACAACAAAACCAAUCUAAUAUGAGAUACGAUUUUAUUGUUUAUCAUGACAUCACACCUGCUGUUGAAAGUUCAUGUUAAUCUGUUUUCUUGGGACUCAAACAGGGUUGCAGGUAGACGUUAUUUUAUUACAGUGCUGUAUUUUAACUACAAGUCCUCUGGUCAUUUUGAACUAGAACGGAUACUAUUAUUGUGUAUGAUAUAUUUGUAAAUACAGUCCACUUCAAAGAUCACUUAAUGGAAUCAGCGAUGAUUCUCCAUCUUUGACAUGGAAGUUGAAUCCCAAAGGAUGAGGACCAUCCUGUGUUGGGCAGAAGGUUGUAUAACGGGCAUCUCUCGAAUGAACUGCCAAGCUGCCUAAAUCACUGUGCCUGGCCUCAAGCCCAACCCGAACCAGGUUUCCCUUCUGUCAGUUCUGUCUUUUCCCCCCACCUUCUAGGAAUCCAAGGGAAGGGCUUUGCUUUAAUGUCCUCAGCAAAAGGUGUAUAGGAGUCCUGAAACACUGACCUUCACUCCUUUUCCAUUUUGUAGUAAAAGAAAAGAAACUGGGCCCAAGGGCAGGGCCUGUUACAGUUUUGAUCUUGGGGAGCAUUUUUUUGGACCCAUGUCAAGAAAAGCGUCUAUAGUUUGUUGAAAAACUGUAACACUGCCCAUAUUUGGUGGCGUUAUGAUGGGUACAGGUGUGUGUGUCAAAAGUGAAGAAACACUGUUGGAUGUACACCUGAUGGAUUAUAGCAAUAAAUGUUAAAUAUGCAUCUGCUGCUAAA